This is a messenger RNA of Scheffersomyces stipitis CBS 6054, 1256 nucleotides long. It is a transcript of the gene RAC1, whose product is annotated as Rho family GTPase. Gene Ontology annotation, cellular component: cytoplasmic vesicle; plasma membrane; cytoskeleton. The coding region runs from base 365 to 1045 and encodes 226 amino acids. Gene Ontology annotation, molecular function: GTPase activity; GTP binding; protein kinase binding. NCBI's taxonomy places the organism in Eukaryota, Fungi, Ascomycota, Pichiomycetes, Serinales, Debaryomycetaceae. Gene Ontology annotation, biological process: regulation of actin cytoskeleton organization; small GTPase-mediated signal transduction; actin filament organization. The transcript has a single exon. The record is from RefSeq and is a predicted model, not a curated record.
CUCUUUUGUUGUCAGGCUGUCAAAGGUGUUGUUUUUUUUGAAGCUAAUUUUUUUUUGAAUUGGAUUCUUUGUUUUGCUAUCUGGUGGAUUUAUCUGAGCUUUGAAUUUUUCGUCUACCUUCGUCUUUCUGAGCUCCUUACUUUUCACAAAUCGUCGUGAAUUCUGUGAACCUGAACCUGAUAUUAAGUUAUCCCAGUUAUUGCUGUGAUUCUAGUUAUUGUUUUUUGGCUGGUUAUCGUUAUUGAAUAGACUGACUUGAUAUUCUGUACUGUAUUGUCCUCGAAUUCUAAGUUUAUACCUACUUUGCUUUAGCGAUUAUUCUUCAGCCGUUCAUCUUUGCAUCUCGUCAAAUACCAUAUAGAUAAUGAGAAGUAUCAAAUCUGUUGUCGUUGGUGAUGGUGGUGUUGGUAAGACCUGUUUGUUGAUUUCCUAUACCACCAAUACCUUCCCAAAUGAUUAUAUUCCCACUGUGUUCGACAACUACUCGGCCUCAGUGAUGAUUGAUGGUGAGCCCAUCAAGCUUGGUUUGUGGGAUACCGCUGGUCAGGCAGAAUACGAUAGAUUGAGACCCUUGUCGUAUCCACAGACAGAAAUCUUCUUGGUGUGCUUUUCAGUCAUAAGUCCCGAUUCCUUCCACAACGUGAAAUCCAAAUGGAUACCAGAAAUAUUGCAUCACUCGCCUAAGGACAUAUUGAUCUUGUUGGUCGGUACAAAGAUCGACUUGAGGGACGAUUUGCAUGUAUUGGAUGAAUUGAACGACAAGAAUUUGAAGGCUAUCAACGUAGAACAGGGUAACAAGUUGGCAAGAGAAGUCGGUGCUAUCACUUACUUGGAAUGCUCGGCUGCCACUCAGGUUGGUGUUAAGGAAAUCUUUGACUAUGCCAUCAGAGCAGUUUUGGACCCUCCCACCAGAGGCGACUACGUUGCUGCUUCUUCGCAGGGUCAGGGUUCUGGUCCAACCAAAUCCAGCAGUGUUGCUCCUGUUAACGCUAGCAAGGGAGGCAAUAGAAGAAUCAAGAAAGCUAAGAGAUGCACCAUUUUGUAAGCUUCUCAUAACAAACCCUCCCUUGCUUUGAAAGACAGCCAUUGAUAUAUAUUGUCAAUAGAUAGUUCAUUCUUUCAAACUGUCUUUCUAUCUCUCCCCUCCACUUCUUUAGUUCGGCAAAGACUAUGUAUUAUCUACCGUUAUUUCUAUUGUUCGAACCCUUAACAUACAUAUUCUUGCUUCAUCGUACAAAUAUAAUACUUUUACGUCU